GUACAUACCAGUUAACACUUGUGCGCCGUAGAAUCUUAACAGUUUCAACAACAUUCAAGCAUAUUCGCUGCUUGAUAUGACUUGACAAUGCGUGGACGCGGGGGCGCCCGAGGGAACAGAACACCUUCGGCUCCAUGGAGUCGUCUGAAACCUGUAGAAUUAGACCCAUUGGAGGCAAUGGGUCUGCCUUCGAAAGGUGAUAGUAGGUUACUUGACUUCAAAACACAGGAGCGUUACUACACCAAAAUAGUCGAGCGUUACAUGACAUUUUGCUCCGACGCUGGUGAACGUGAUGAGCUUCUGCGCCGCUUCGCCUCGCUCAACCUCUCCUCCGGCUCGAACAACGAGAACCCCUCUACGAAUUCUACAAACAAUACUCCUCCGCUAGACUCCAACUCGAUUUCGAUAACUCCAACCACUAUCCCCAACAAUACUAGAGGCCUCUCUGAAGUCUUAUCGGCACUAAGGAAACUUAGAGAGGGCAUUGUAGCCUCCAAGCGUGUCGAUGAUUUCGCAAUCCAGGUCUACCUCUUCUGUAUCCGGCUCUCCGUCCUAGUCAGGCACCCCGAGUCUUAUCAUCCGGCCAUCCUACAUCUCCUCCGCAGGAUACAGCCGCUGCAUAGUAUGACGUCGGUCGAAAUGAGUGAAGUUGUCGGCUAUCUCGUCCUCGAUACGGCGUGUAGGCGGAACAACCUAGCCGAGGCAUUUGCCGCGCGACAUAAAUACCAACUACGAGAUGCAAAGGUCGACGCGGUACUCGAUGCGCUGGCACACGAUAACUAUAUGGAAUUCAACCGCCUGAAGAGGAGAGUCGACGGACACAAGGCGAAGCUGCUGGAAUAUGCCGAAGAAGGCAUGCGAAAACACCUGCUCAAGUGCUUCGGAAGAGCAUACUUAAGCGUCGAUUUAAACUUCCUAGAGGGCUGCGCGGACUCGAAGUGGGCGAAACUCACGACGGAGGACGGUGUCGGCUGGGAAUUAGAUGGUGGGAAGGUCGUCAUCAGGAAGGUUAAGGGUCGGUAGACAUGAGGAUAGACUUGGUAUUGAUACCCUUGGGGCAAUAUGAUUUGUUUUCGAGCGGCACAUUCUAUUUAUCAUUAUCUGAUGAGAUGUUCCGGUGCUGAGAAUUAUGUGACACGGUAAGCUAUCUACCAUCCUCGAUCAAAUUUGAUCCUGCCCGAACGUCUAACAUUCACUCUUCUUACUACUUUAACAUGCUACAUAUGCAUAUGCAUGAGGCACGGUCAUGAUUCUACUAGGAGACUGCCUAAUGUUUUUCUGGUUUUCGAUACCAUCUCGUCGACAAUCGAAAAUAAUGGCACCAUCGUGACACCGGCUUCACUCCAAUUGAAGCGGAUUUGCUAAGCUUAUUUAAUAAUCAGUCUGCUAAGGGGUCGAAA
Annulohypoxylon maeteangense is the source of this 1400-nucleotide messenger RNA. RefSeq lists its product as uncharacterized. The transcript is spliced from 2 exons. NCBI's taxonomy places the organism in Eukaryota, Fungi, Ascomycota, Sordariomycetes, Xylariales, Hypoxylaceae. The record is from RefSeq and is a predicted model, not a curated record. The coding region runs from base 88 to 1023 and encodes 311 amino acids.